AUGACGAAGAGGAUUGCAGUUGUUACGGGGGCAAACAAAGGGAUAGGAUUUGAAAUAUGUAAGCAGCUAGCUUCAAAUGGGGUGGAGGUGAUAUUAACUGCUAGAGAUGUGAGGAGGGGAAAUGAAGCUGUUGAAAAACUCAAGGCUGCUGGAUACUCCGAUGUGAUUUUUCAUCAACUUGAUGUGGGGGACAAGGCUAGCAUUUCUUCUUUUGCAAAUUUCAUCAAAACUCAAUUUGGGAUGCUUGACAUAUUGAUAAACAAUGCAGGGAUUGCUGGAUCCAUAAUCAACGCAAAAGAUCAAGAGGGCUUAAAACAAGGGUAUGAUGAAGUAAGUUUCCCAAUGUAA
Corylus avellana is the source of this 348-nucleotide messenger RNA. The record is from RefSeq and is a predicted model, not a curated record. NCBI's taxonomy places the organism in Eukaryota, Viridiplantae, Streptophyta, Magnoliopsida, Fagales, Betulaceae.